AUGCCUGAAGUUUACGCCGCACCCCCCGACUACGCCUUCCCCCGUAACUUCAAGGGUUACGGUGAGAAGGGUCUACAGGGCUUGAAGUGGCCCAACAAUGCCAAAAUCGCCGUAUCUUUCGUCAUCAACUAUGAGGAGGGUGGUGAGCGCUCAGUCAUGAAAGGCGACGGAGUAUCCGAGAUCAACCUCCGCGAAUACCCAGCCCAACCCAGAAUCAACGAGCGCGACUACAGCGGCGAAUCAGAAUUCGAAUAUGGCUCCCGCCGCGGCUGGUGGCGCAUGUUUAAGCUCUUCAACGACUACAAGAUGAAGUUCACCCUCUACGCCGUCGGCUCCGCCGUCGAAGAACAGCCAGAAGUCGUUACCCGAUGUGUGGAAGAGGGCCACGAUGUUGCUUCUCAUGCCUACCGCUGGAUAGAUCAUGCCAAUCUUUCUGUUGAGGCCGAGAAACAGCAUAUCAGGGAUGGUAUCACGUCGCUGAAGAAGCUCUCCGGCUAUGCACCAAAGGGAUGGUACUAUGGCCGCCCAUCCCCACAGAGCAGAGCGCUCAUCCCACUCGUGUACGAAGAGAUGGGCGAGGAGCUGCUGUGGGCCUCAGACUGCUACGCCGAUGACCUACCCUACUGGACCGAUCUCCCCCAGGAGCGCAGCAGCGCAAACCCCAAGGGAUGCUUGAUGGUCCCGUACAGCUACGACUGCAACGACUUCAAAUUCCACUGCCAGGGAACUGGUUUCCGCAGUACGGCUGCGUUCUACGAGCACAUGAAGAACUCUUUCGAUGUGCUGUAUGAGGAGGGCGAGGCAGGAGAGCCGAAGAUGAUGACCAUCGGUCUGCACUGCCGUAUCAUCGGUAGGCCGGGAAGGUUCAAGGCGCUUCAAGACUUCGUCAAGUACAUCUCCGAGAAGGAGGGUGUUUGGGUUGCGACUAGGACGCAAAUAGCGGAAUCUUUCAGGGAGCAGUUCCCGUAUAGGAAGGGUCAGCUCGCGUAG
This is a messenger RNA of Alternaria incomplexa, 990 nucleotides long. RefSeq lists its product as uncharacterized. The transcript is spliced from 2 exons. The record is from RefSeq and is a predicted model, not a curated record. The coding region runs from base 1 to 990 and encodes 329 amino acids. Gene Ontology annotation, molecular function: hydrolase activity, acting on carbon-nitrogen (but not peptide) bonds. Gene Ontology annotation, biological process: carbohydrate metabolic process. NCBI's taxonomy places the organism in Eukaryota, Fungi, Ascomycota, Dothideomycetes, Pleosporales, Pleosporaceae.